This is a messenger RNA of Pseudophryne corroboree (corroboree frog), 15375 nucleotides long. RefSeq names its product nectin cell adhesion molecule 3 (gene NECTIN3). Gene Ontology annotation, cellular component: apical junction complex; adherens junction. Bases 456 to 2045 code for a protein of 529 amino acids. The record is from RefSeq and is a predicted model, not a curated record. Gene Ontology annotation, biological process: homophilic cell-cell adhesion; heterophilic cell-cell adhesion. Lineage: Eukaryota; Metazoa; Chordata; Amphibia; Anura; Myobatrachidae. The transcript is spliced from 6 exons.
AAGUUCCUGCUGGCACAGGGACGUGUGGGGAAUACGUAACCGGCGCUGGCUGCGCUGGAGGAGACCUCUCUCAGCUCCUCUCAGUCACUUUGGACUCUGAUCGCAGUGAUUACACGCCGCCUCCUGGCUGCUGCUCAGGGCUUGCGGUGUGCCGUGGAUCCAGAGCGUCCUCGCACAGCCCCGGGCAGCAGCAGCAGCGCCCAGUUGUACUGGCAGGUCAGGGGGCGACACAUGCUCCUUGCUGGGGACCCUCCACCAGCAGCUCUCCGGUGACCUCUGAGGAGAUCUGUCUGGCCUGGCCCCUCCCAGUCGGCUCGGGUUCUGCUGCGGCGCAUCCCAGCCACCACCCCCUUCCAUGCUCCCUCCGAGCAGUGUGAGCCGCCUUGUGUUACAUUACAGCAGCUGCUCCUGCGAUCCGGGGAGAGGAGGCAGCAGCGGUCCCCGCACACACAGCCAUGGCGUGGAGGAGGAGGAGAGGGUCCCCUGCCUGCGGACAGGAUCCGGUCCUGCGGUCCCCUUGUGUCCUCGCCGUGCUGCUGCUGUGCAGGGUGUGCGGUUCAUUUGCGGGUCAGAUACAUGUGGAUCCUCUUGGGACUGCGGUGUGGGGAAAGAACAUCACUUUGAAGUGCUUAAUUGAGGUCAAUGAAACAAUAACACAAAUCUCAUGGGAGAAGGUCAUCGGCAAAAGUACUCAGAACAUAGCUGUUCAUCACCCAAUUUAUGGAACGGACUUUCAAGGAUCAUAUCAGAAUAGAACCACGUUCAAAAAUACAUCGCUCCACGAUGCUACAAUUGUUAUAAAUAACGUUGAUUUUCCUGAUGCUGGGGAAUACAUUUGCAAAGCUGUGACAUUCCCGCUUGGAAAUGUACAAGCCUCAACUACUGUGACUGUGCUUGUUGAGCCUACUGUGAGUAUAAGAAAAGGACCGGAACCAUUAUUGGAUGGUGCAAAUGAAACCGUGGCGGCCUACUGUACUGCAGCUACAGGAAAACCUGCUGCAGAAGUGUCCUGGGAGGAGUCACUUGGAAAAUCAGAGAUAACGUCCACAUCUUUUGCAAACAAAACUGUGACUGUGGUAAGCCAAUACAGGCUGAUCCCAACCAGAUUUGCAAGAAGGAGAAACAUAACUUGCGUUGUAAAGCACCCUGCUUGGGAGACUGAGAUUAGGUAUCCUUUUACAUUGGAUAUUCAAUAUGCUCCUGAAGUUUCAAUAACUGGCUACGACGGCAAUUGGUUUGUUGGAAGAAAAAAUGUCCUACUCAAGUGUAAUGCUGAUGCUAAUCCAUAUCCCACAGAAAUAAAAUGGACCAGGUUAGAUGGAAACUGGCCUGAUGGUUUAUUGUCUGUCAAUAAUACACUACAUUUCAACUACCCUCUAACUUACAAUGUUUCUGGGACAUAUAUGUGCAGAGUGGUCAAUGCCCUUGGGCAGAAAAGUGAUCAAAAGAUCAUCACUAUUUUAGAUCCUCCCGCUACUACUCUACCUCCUACAGUUCCACAGACCCAUUCAACCAUUGAUGCAGACUUAGCAACGACUUCCAGAAAGUUUCAUAUCCCAGCUUCAACUAUGGCAACCAUGCAGGAUGGAAAUUUUGGCACCAUUAUUGGCAGCGUAGUAGGAGGUUGCCUAUUCUUGAUCCUUGUGAUUGUACUAUUUGGAGUUCUAUACCAUAGAAGGAAACAGACGUUCCGUGGGGAUUAUUUUACAAAAAGCUACAUUCCUCCUUCUGAUAUGCAGAAAGAGUCCCAAAUUGAUGUUUUCCAGCCUGAAGACCUUGAUCCAUAUCCUCAAAACCUGAAAAAGGAGGUUGACAGUAAAAGCAACGAUCAUAUUUAUAACGAGUAUCUACAUGAUGAUGACAACACUGACUGGAACCAUGUUGGCUAUAACAGAUAUCAAGAGCAGUUUGAUAGGCCAGUCAACAAUUAUACUGACAAAAACAUACCUGUGGUUUCAAGGUAUAAUCAGAACUUCGACAACGAAGAUGACUUGGUUUCCCAUAUGGAUGGUUCUGUCAUAUCCAGAAGGGAGUGGUAUGUGUAGAGACUGUUGCAAGAGGACUUUAAUAAGCAUUCAGCAACACGACUGUCAGAUUUACAUUUCUGAUCUUUUUUUUUUUUCCUGCCAAGUUUUCAUACCUGUUUUACCGCCACUUAAAAUUGGAUUUGUAAAAUGUUCGUUUCUCGCAUCCACUUAAAUUUGUACCAUGUAAAUACAUUAAGCUUUCAAUAUUUGUUUUAUUAGAAUAGCAAAUUUCCCAUAAAUGAAGUUAUCUAUUUGGUAAUAUGGUGCUACCAGCACAAAUGUGCUAUAACACAUAGCAACCAAUAAAUUUUAAGUUUAGAUCAAACUUGUUUAAGUUUAAAUGUAAAUAUCCUGUUGCUAUAGGUUACAGUAUGUUUCUGCUGCUUACACCCGUUGUAUAAGUUAGCCUUAUAUAGUAGCUCAUGCAGUUACAAUAGUAGAUCAACAUUCAUUGGAUAGAACACUGGUAAUUGUACUAAUUCCCAUCCACAUCCAUUGCAUUUUCUGCUAUAGCUUAGAAAAUGCCAAAAAACAAACAAAAGGAAACCUUGCUGCUACUAAUUAAUGUACAAUAGUUCAGUUACAUUUAGACGAGCACUUAAGAGAACAAUCCAGAACAUUUAUUUGUAAAAUGCUUCACCACGGUUAAGGACGCAAUUUAUUUUUGUAAGGUAUUUUUUAGGAAUUUUCUACUUUUUCUAUAGUUCAGAUUAAGUGCUGUAUGUUUAGUAUUUCACUCAAAAAAGAAGUGUUUAAAAGCAUAUAGCAUUUAAAUAUCAACACGGCAUAGAUCAGAUUUGUAACUUUAUUUAAUUUUUUUUCAUGUUUUCGUUGAUAAGUUUUCGAUAAAUAGCUGAUUAAAAAGAAACAUUUUGUUUUAUUGUAGCCACAGAGACUUUUAUUUUUCCUUUUCAGUAAUCCGUUGCAUUUUAUUGUGGUACUUUAAUUUUAAGAGAAAAAAAUUUCAGAGUGUUGCACUAAGCCAUACUGAACUAUUUGCAGUGUGGAAAUUACACUGAACCUAAUGACAGUGCAAAGUACAACGUUGACCUAUGAUAGCGCCUGCAGCCAUUUUGUCUGCUAAACUGAGUAUCACCAGAAUUGCAGUUUAUCAAUUAACUGGAAUCAACUGUAUGAAGAACAUAGGUCACCUCUUGCCUCAGUUUUAUCCCUAGUGAAUUCUUAUACUAUAUUCUAAGAUAGUUUACCUCACAAAACUGCUGUCCCGCUAUGUGUAGGCAACAUUUGAUCUUUAACCCUUAAUUCCAUUUGAAUAAAUAUAGGGGGUAGUUGUAUCAAAGCUUGGAUAGAGAGAAAGUGUAAACCAAUUAGCUCCUGUCAUUUUUCAAACACAAGUGACAGAAGCUGAUUGUACUUUAUCUACAAGCAUUGAUAAAUCUCCCCUAUAGGUUGGGGUGAAAUUAAAGUAAAUAAAAAGCAAACUGUUCUCUGUAGUCGCAAUCCUAGGGACUCCAAAACUAUCAGCCAACCUUUUCGGGGAAAAGGGUCUUGACAAUACCAAUGAGGAGGCCCACCCAAGUAAGUUGAGAGUCUCAUGACCUAGGCCAUUAAGAGCACUUGCCAAAUUAAUUUGGUAAAAACAUUUGGUGUGUUUUAUCAUCUGACUUAUUCCAACCCCAAGCUACAUUUUUAGUAUUGGGUUCACUAAGGCCACCAUACAUCAGCGAUGGAUUGGGGCAAUGACCCAAUUUCUCGAAGGUCACGUUGGGGGAUCAGGAUUUUUAAACAUGUUUCAAAAUCCCAAUUCCCCGUUCCCGAUCAGUAAUGGUCGGGUUCGUCAAAUCAGUCAUUAUUAACAUGUUUAAUUUCCUUGACGCAUUGCUGUUUGGCGGAUUAAUGUUUCCGGAAGGGUCGGGCAAUCACCGCAUAGAUGUAUGGGGGCCUUUAGUCUUAUCCAACUUUUGCUGCUCUAAAUAGUUGACUACAUAGAAAUUAUGUUCUUUGGACUAAAACUACAUGUGAAAAAAAAUCAAAUGCAUUGAUUUGUUAAAUAAAACCAAGCGCAUCAAAACAACACUGGUUUUACACUUCAUAGUAUUUAACUUCGGUAAAAAACACAGAUAAUCCGCGUCCCUAAAAAGCCAACGUUUAGUAUAUAAACCCCUAUAAAUACUUUUAGUAUAGUAUUUUCUUUACUAACAUUUUAACUAUUAGCUGUACAAAAAAAUAAAAAUAAAUUGGAGUUUAAUAUUCAAUUUUUUUCUUCCUUUUUUGAAAUGGAAACAAAUGGAAUAUAAAAAAAACGGAAUAUCAAACUACCAAUUUUCUUUAAUUACCUCUCAUAGAGUCCUGUGUAUGCUGUGAAUUUGAAAUUUUUAUUAGGUCCCCCACCAGAGAUAUAAGAGGUCAAUUUAGGUGAAAAAUGGAAAAACAAUCAAUUUCAAGGUGCUCUAAUAAAAAAAAGUAGGCAAGAUGGAUAACUCAAAAUUUGUUUGGCAAAUCUUUGAGUAUAUAACUAUUCCCAAACAAAAUUACAGCUCUGAAUUAUAUUUAGUCCCAAUCCAAAAAAUACUCUUUUUUUUUUUUUUUUUUUUUUUUUUAUAAUCUGACAACUAACUUUGGUCUUAAAUUUUAGUCAUAAGGAAGUGAGGUAGGAAAAUAGUUAUAUGACAAAAAAAUUACCUUUUAAAUGUGCUGAAAAUAAUGGGGUUUAUACCAGCUUUCUAUGACUUUUCUGAGCUGAGAUAAACCCCAAAUGUCCAUAACAGUUAAAAAUGGCAUACACCAUGAUACAAAAAUGUCCGCCAUCUUCAGAUGAAGGUAAAUAAAGUAAUGGUGGUUUCUGACCACUAACUUACAGGGGUCAUCACACACAAAAACAUAAAAUAUUGCAAAAAUGGUCAAGCAACCAGGACUGGACCACUUCGCAAGGAUUGACUCCAAAGUACUAAUAGGCGGUUUUGACUAAUAGGCCCCAUAAUCAGCAAUAAAAAAAAUCACUUAUUCUGCCUUUUCCCACACCCGGAUUUAACAAUUCUCCAAUCCAUCAAUAUGCGCAUUGCAAACAUUGCAGAUAUUUUUCAGUGAUUUGCAGAUUAUUUUUUUUCAUCCAAAGAUGAUAUUUGUAGAUCAUUAAAGUUCCCAAUUUGCUAGUAAAAUACUAGUAACUGUCUUAAAAUUGGCUGAUUGUUGCCAUAUGCUAUCUACAGCCCUGAUUGGUCUUUCAAAUCCAAUAUGUUGGACAAUCUGACUUACUGAUUCCAAUCACCUUUUGGUCGCCAUCUGCAAAGCGCAGAAUUGUCCCAAUUGAUUGCUGAUGUAUGGGACCCUUAUUAUGUCAAGGUACGCUUUCUCCCACUACAAAAUAAUCAUGGUGUAAACCAAACAAAGCGUGCUUUUAUCUAAUUGAAAUAUGAAUGGUACUUAAUAUCCUCCAUUCCCAACAAUAGUAAUAUAAUAAUCACAUUUUAAAUGUGGUAUUCUGUCCUCACAUACAGUAUACAAGUCUCCUCCUUACAUUGUUUUGGCCAGAGCCAGCAAAUGCUUACUGUGGUUACACUGUCCAUCAGCUUGUCUGCCAGCUACCAUAUACUAUACAGCCUCUUCCACGUGUUAGACAGGUCUUCUCUUACAUAACUCAAUUUGAUAACUUGCAGCAAUAUGAUUGUUAUAGUAACAGCUAAUGCUCUGAAAUGUUUAAGCCCUCACGUUAUAUAGAAUACAUAUAAUAUCCUAUGCCCAUAGUUAGGAAUACUGUAAAGUGAGGGUUGCUUAUCACUUUUGUCUGGAGUCAGUCACUUGCAGCUUCUUCUUGUAGUCCAAAUGCAUCCUGACCCAGAAGAAUGUUCUCUGUUCAGAGUGGGUUUUUCUUAGGGUUUCUGUCCUUUUCCUAUAUUCCUGUGGUCACAUCCACUGGACAGAGGUGAUGCAUAGUUUACUGCUCUAGCUCCGUCCAUUGUGUAGGUAACUCCUCUUUCACAUCAUGCUGGUCAGUGCAUGUGUUGCAUCAUUAAGCAGGACUUUGCACACCAAAAAACAAAGAGGAAAAAUACAGUAUUUUCCCCAGUAGUAUAAUCUACAUUACACAAUAACAUCCAUUAUUUCUUAAGUAAGAAUUAUUUUGAUUGCUUAAUAUGCAUUAAUUGUUACAUUUGUGUAUGACUUAAGCCUUUGUACACAGAAAAUUGCAGCUGUAGUUGAUCAGCAGGAGUCUGACGUAGUGCCAGAUAAUUAUGGCGCUGUUGACACCCUUACUUAGCUAAUUCUUCAAUGUUGUGUCAUUGUGUUAAUGAUUACACUGAGAAAUCCAUAGUCUACAAUGCAGGUUUUUUUAUGUUGUGUCCCCUGUCCUACACUGCGCUUUAUGUUUUAGGUGACUUUGUAGAAGCAAUAUUGUCCAAGUGGUGAAGCCAUGCCUUUAGCCUUACCGUCUUCUUUAUUCCAUUCUAUCCUAUCAUAUGCUUUACUCUUAUAAUAAAUCUGCAAAAUUAUGUCACAGUGCCAUGUAACAAGAAAAGCCAUUAGUCUCAAAUAUGUAAGGAUUUAAUAUAUGUGACUGUUGUUCAGUUGGAUCACAGCUACUGAUACAGAUUAUUUUUAUUUAUAACUCUAAAGAACAUGCUGGUUUCAUUUUCUCGGUGCAUUAGUAGGUCUGCAUUCACAUGUUUAGGUAAUCAAACUUAGUAGUGAUGCCAAAGUAAGCAUUUUGUAUGUUUAAAAACAAAACACGUGUUUACCGUGUCUAUAUGGACUGGGUUUAAAUACACAAGCAUUUCUGAAUGUAUAAACUUUAAUUUUUAUUAUUAUUUAAUGUUAAAGCAUUUUACGGUUUGAAAUCCACAAUGUUGAGGUCAUAUUGACCCCUUAACUGCUGUAGUUUACGUCGUCUUUUUUUGUGUGUUUUUUUUUUUUUUUUUAAUGCAGAGAACACUUAAGUGCACUUUUUUUCCCCAAAAAUAUACAGGAAGCUGUCUGUAUAUGAUGUUUGCUUUUUUAAAGUUUCUUACAUUUGUUAUAAAACGUAAAGCUGGCUUCACGUGGUCAAUGUGCAGUCCAAUCCAUUUUAUGUCAUUAUUGCGAUUGAAUGGUUAAAAAAAAAAUAUAUAUAUAUAUGUUGAUGAAAACCAAUCACAUAUAAGUGUUACUAUUGCAAUAUUGUUGUUCAACUGUAGCUACACUACAUAACACAUGUUGUAUACAGUAUAUAUAUUUUUUUCUAAAAACAAUAGAAUUGAUAGAGAUGGAUGGGUAAUUGUUACUGGAUCUUUCUGCAGCAACAAAAAAUUAAUAAAUAGUUUGCAUAUGUCUGUUAUGUAGCCUAAAUAGAGAGUUGCAUUUCCACAUGUCAGUUCCGCCUCACUAAAGGACUCCAUUUGUUUGAUUGUGGUUAGGUUGAGUUUUGAUCAUUCUUCCCUUUCUACAUAAUGCAAAAAGGUCAUUAUACAGGUUGGGCAUCCCUUAUUCAAGAUCCAGAAAUGAUCCAAACCCUACAUUUUUGGAGUGCCAUCUGGGAUACUGACACUUUGCUUUCUGAUGGCUCAGUGUAAACAAACUGUUUCAUGCACAAAGUUAUUAAAUAUAAAAUGAGCUACAGGCUACGUACAGUAUAUAAUGUGCACAUAAAACAUUAAAGUGUUUCUUGUUUAGACUUUGGUCCCCAUCCCCAAGAUAUCUUAUUAUGUAAAUGCAAAUAAGCCAAAAUAAAAAACACUUCUAAUUCCAAGCAUUUCAGAUAAGGGAUAUUCAACAUGUAUCAAGUUGGCAGCUGUUGCUAAUAUAUCUGUCCUUUUAAUUGUGCUACUCUUUUUUUUCAAGUGUCCUUUGUACAAAAACUGAUGUAUGAUGGUGCCGGCACUAUAAAAAGAUAAAUGUAAAGCUGGAUAAUCCUUUAGAAUUUUUUUCAGUACUUGUAUGUAUUUUUUAUUUUAUUUUGUUUUUUUAAAUAGGUUUGGAUCAAGUAUCUUGCCCAGGCUUGAAAUAUUAAUGAGCCAGAGCUACAAUGACUGCCAGUGCGUGCUCUGGCUCUAUAAAUAAAUCAUUCUCAUGUUGAUCCUUGUGCAACAGGUUGUUACCUCACUGCAGCUUAAUACUAUGGGCGGUAUUCAAUUCUUUGCAACCCCUUCCACACCCGUUCUGUUUCUGAUUACGGGAGUAGUAUAAUCAUUUCAGCUCGCUACCCCUGGGGUAGUGAGGGCGCCCAACCCUUUAUGCAGCUAAACCUGAUUUACUAUGGGCAAAAUAUGCGCGAUAACGGGGAUCACUUUAAAUCAGAGAUUGGGCGUGAUAUAUCAUUUGAAUACCGCCCAAUGUGUCUGCUGUGGGUAAGAAUGGCAGAGAAAGCAAUCUAGUGUUGGCUCAGAAUUUUUUCUAGGCUUGAUUUAUAAAGAACAUCCUAACCGAUCACACCAUAUCGAUGUAAUAUAUCCGUAAGUUAAGGGAUCAUUCAGGGACAGUCACUCAUCCUGUGAUGCAGUAUGAAUAGCGCAGUCCUCAGCAAUGUGCUUACCGGGCGCGGAGCAGUCAAAUAACAGAUGGCGCAUAGAUGGCGAGUAGAUAUAUUGCCACGAAUGGACGUGACCAUUUUAUUGGUGGAUCUAUUCAUGUGUCUUCUCUAGCCCAGCGACAUGUGCAGUACAGGGGUUAAGGAAGUCCCUGCUACAUGGGGGAGUUAUGGAGAGAAGGGACAAGGUUCACAAGCUGAAGUCCUAGGAGAGAAAAUUCUUACAUGAGCGGAAGGGGCAGACAGCUAUAGUGUCUGGAGCUUACACUGGGGUUUGGCAGCAGUAUUUGCUGGGAAACCUCCAGCUGCUGUCAAAUGACUGAAAACACAGAUUAUACCCAGAUCCUGCUAUCCUGUCUCUGCCCUCUCUUUUUGACCAGCCAGCCCUACCACUCCUAGCACUUUGUCUGCACAGAGUAUCAGGAUCUGGGUAAAGAGGGGAAGUGGCUGAGACAUGGGAGCUCUGCUAUUGGGCAGUAACCUGGGAGGAGGCAGGAAGACAGCUGUUUUCAAUUAUUUUCUCCCCUAACUAGGCUUAUUACAUAAUCCUGAAAUGGUGAUAGAUUCUGUAGAGAAAUUGAAAUUGGAGCUGUCCAUUUUUCUCUGAAUUGCAAGCAGGUUGCUUUCCUCAUACCAGUGUACUGUAUGGAGUAUCGAUAUUUGCAGUAAUUAGGGGCACCUCUUGAGAAAUCAGAUUUCUCCAUUGACCCCUUCUCUGAAUGCUAUUGGUGUAGUCUAAAUUAGCACAUUGUACUUUCUUCUAGUCUUUCCUCACGUUCCAUGUGUGCAUUGCCUAACCAUUUGUACACAUACAGCGGAGCUAGUUACAUUAGCACUAGUUACAUUUAUGUAAUGGGCCCUACACACUGGGGGUCAUUCCGAGUUGUUCGCUCGCAAGCCGUUUUUAGCAGCUUUGCACACGCUAAGCCUACGCCUACUGGGAGUGAAUCUUAGCAUAGUAAAAUUGCGAACGAAAGAUUCGCAAUAUUGCGAAAAGACAUCUCUGUGCAGUUUCUGAGUAGCUCCAGACUUACUCGGCAUCUGCGAUCAGUUCUGAGCUUGUCGUUCCUGGUUUGACGUCACAAACACUCCCAGCGUUCGCCCAGCCACUCCUCCGUUUCUCCAGCCACUCCCGCGUUUUUCCCAGAAACGGUAGCGUUUUUUCCCACACGCCCAUAAAACGGCCUGUUUCCGCCCAGAAACACCCACUUCCUGUCAAUCACAUUACGAUCGCCUGAACGAAGAAAAAGCCGUGAGUAAAAUACCUAACUUCAUAGCAAAUUUACUUGGCGCAGUCGCAGUGUGAACAUUGCGCAUGCGCACUAAGCGGAAAAUCGCUGCGAUGCGAUGAAAUUUACCGAGCGAACAACUCGGAAUGACCCCCACUGAUUGAUUUGUGCAAGAUGAACGAUUUGAAAGAUGAACGAUUUUUUAUGAACAAUUUUUUGCAUACAUACUGAACGAAGUCUAUGGGCGAUUUGGACGACAUGACAUUACAUACAUCGAUAUCGUCCAAAUUGGCUUGCAUGUUUAAACGAUGAUCGAUCAACGAAGAAUAAUUGCGGGGAUGCACAUCGCUCAUCGUUGUUGCAUACACACUGAAAGAUAUGAACGAUUUAUCGUUAAUUUUUUAACGGUAUCUUUCAUAUAUUUCAAAUAAAUCGCCAAGUGUGUAGGACCCUUACGGUGUUAUCAGUGGUGGAUCUAAAGCCCGGAGGCUAUGUGGCUAAUGGUGGGAAGAUAGGGGGUGGCGAUACUGGCCAAUCCGCUAAUGAUUCCCUCACCCUACUGUUCUAGAGAGCAUACAUACAGUAUGUACGUCACCUGCAUGGUCAGAUUUACGGCUAAAUUAUUUUCAGCAUUUCCACUUGAUUUAUGGAUUUAUUAUUUUUAAGUUAUUUACAAGUUAAGUUAAUUACAAUGGUUAAUUUCUUCCAACCUAUUUGGGCUAUCUUCCAUGACUAAUAUGCGGGAUAAGCGCCCUAAUGAUAGGUAGAGGUGACUCAAUGCUUCAUGCACAUUGGAAAACCCUGCACCCUGUAAGUAGUGAGCAGCCCACAGUGUUGUUCAGUUGUACCCAAUAUAAACCUCUUGAGGAUGGUACACAAUAGCCGAUUCUGGAAUGCCGGCAAUGGACGACUAUAUCGUUGAACGAUAUAGCGUUCAACGAUAUAGUGCAUACACACUGAACACUAUUGUUCAACGAUAACGUUCUGUGACGUCACCGCCCAGCAUUCCCGAACAUGCAGCUCAGCCCGACAUUGACAGGUUGAGCUGCAUGUCUGCUCAAUAUUGGUGAACGCUGAAUGAUGUGCGGGAGUGCAUUGUUCAUCGUUCACCAAUAUCACCCGCAUACACACUGGACGAUAUAAGCCUAAAAAUAAACGAUAACAACAUUUUAUAUCGUUAUGUAUUUUUCAGGCUGAAAUCACCUAGUGGUUACCCCCUUCAGUUGUUUAAUAUCAUUAUAGUAAUUUUGAUGCAUAGGACAGUGCACAAUUCCACAUAGGUCUCUCUUCAUACAUACUACCUAAAAAGGUCUUGUGGACAAAAAACCCUAUAUUGUCCAUGAAAGUCAAAUGUAUCCGUAUUCUAUACAUACAAAGCAAGAAAGUAGACUUGUGAUGUCACAUGAGAAAAAAAACGCUCUUUCUAUUGUAACACUAAUUCUAUUGUCCAGUUGUAAAUUACCACCACUAAUGUUAGACACUUUGAGAUAAAGGGGUCAUUCCGAGUUGAUUGCUCGCUAGCAGUUUUUUGCAGCCGUGCAAAUGCAUUGUCGCCGCCCACUGGGGAGUGUAUUUUCGCUUUGCAGAAGUGCGAACGCUUGUGCAGCAGAGCGCCUUCAAAAUCUUUUUGUGCAAAACAGCCCUGCAGUUACUCUUCAUGUGCGUUGAUUCUAACGACGGAGGGGCGGCUUUUGACGUCACUCACCCGCCCAGCCACACCUGCGGUUUUUCAGCAACGCCUGCGUUUUUCCAAACACUCCCUGAAAACGGUCCGUUGCCACCCAGAAACGCCCACUUCAUGUCAAUCUUCCUGCGUUCGGCCGUGCGACAGGAAUGUUCGUUAGACUCUGUGCAAACCCGCGAUGCUCAUUGUACCUGUUUGACGCACCUGCGCAUUGCGGUGCAUGUGCAGAAAUGCUGAUUUUUAGCCUGAUCGCUGCGCUGCGAACAACGGCAGCUUGCGAUCAACUCGGAAUGACCCCCAUAAUGCAAUAUUUUAGGGUAAUGCAGUAUAGACCCUGUAUUAAAGGAUUGUUCAGAGGAAUGUGACUACACCACUUGUACAUAAAAUAUUUCCCAGUUGUAAAUGACCUUCACUACAUUUUAGACUGUGUUAUAACAUUGGAAUGCAAACGAUUACAUUAUAUUACUGCAGUACAGACUUGUAUAAAAGGAUAGUUCUGUGUAGUGUGCAUUAGAGAUCAUAUUUUGUCUUACUGCAAAAAAAAAAAAAAAAAAAUGAUUGGCUUCCAAUGUCAUAGAGGACUGUAUUAGGCCCUACACACUUGCCUAUUACACUUAGCGAUAUGAACGAUCUCGUUCAUUAAUGAACAAGAUAUUGUUCAUAUCGCUCAGUGUGUAGGCACCAACGAUGAACGAUGCGCGGCCCUGCAGUCGUUCAUCGUUGGUGCUGACUUGUUUGUAUAUGCAAGCCAAUCUCAUCCAUAUUUGCCUGCACUGCUAUGGAGCCGGGUGAUGGGGGGAGUGAGGAAACUUCACUCCCCCCGUCACACUCCGCCGCUGGGUCGGCUGUCGGCACCUGGGCCAGUGUGUAGGGUCCCUAAGAUUGCCCAUCGCCAUUUCAAACUGACACAACUCCUACUUUCCAAUGCACUAGCAAUGUACAAUAAAAUGUAUUCCCAUGUCUUCAGUCUGGCUGCCUUGUGUUGCACAUUGAAGUUCAUUCUGUACAUUCAGAGACAUGUAUUCAUUGUGUCUUGUGAUGUUUUCCAGGCAUCACUGAAGUAAAGGUGUUCGAGAUGUACAGAAACUGUGCUCUGAAUUGCAGGGGGUUUGCAUAAUGCAGCUCAUUUAUGCGAUGCAUCCUGCCACUUAUUGCAUGCAUAUCAGUGUAUAUUAACUCCGUGUGUGAAGACUUUAGCAAAGGACAUCUCUCCCGGUAAUAGCUGUUCCUUGCCAUAGAAGGAAUUCCAGGUUUAGGAACCAAGUGUCCUCCUGCGUAUGCGUUGAGUGACGUACAUGCCGUGGGGGGUGCUGGGAGGGAUCCGAUUAGAUGCCUCUUAGGGAAAUGCGAAUAGAAGCCCAUAGGUUACUAUAGGGCAGUGAUGGGGAACCGUUGGCCCUCCAGCUGUUGUUCAACUACACAUCCCAGCAUGCCUUGUACAGUUUUGCUAUUUGGCCAUGCUAAAACUAACAGGGCAUGCUGGGAUGUGUAGUUCAACAACAGUUGGAGUGCCAAAGGUUCCUUAUCACUGCUAUAGAGUAACACCAUCUAAAGAUGGCACUGCCCACCGUGUCCAUGCUCCGGAAUGUAUCGCAUUGUGGAGCUUGGUGCAUAAGAGAAGUGUGCAAACCUCCUAUAACACCAUUUUCGGAGGUUUGACCGCAAAAUCAGCGUUGAUGCAUCCCGUCCAUUGUGUUUCUUGAAAAACAAAAUCAAAAUGGGGGGAAUUCAGUUACGGCUAUCUUUGGAUUUCUUCGCCUGGCCGAAUCAGCACAGCAACAGCUGCACUUUAUGGCAAGCCAGAUCUCGCAUAUACUGCUCUCACCCCACAGGCUUGCAAGCAGUUUUGUGCAGAUUCAGGUGGGUGGGCGAGGGGUGUGAGACGUGCUGCCGUUGCCGGCAUUUAAACGCUGCAGUAACGGCAAUUUACACCCUUCAUCUGCAAUUGAAUUCCCCCAUGUGUCAAUUAUUUAUGGUGUCAGUCUAUAUCAGUGACAAUUUUAAGAGAAAUAACAGUGAUUACUCUGCUAGGUUAUUAUCUAAAUACUUGUGAUAUAAAUGAUGGUUAUGUCUGGUUAAUGUAGCAUGAUAACUUGUAUCCUGUGGCACCACAUGUUCAGAUGUGGCCUUUUUGCUCACUUGCCGAUUGGCUAGAUAUUGUUUCAAAUAACCCCAAAUGUGGUCAUGUGACAAUUCCACCAAAUGUCCUCUUCAUACCAAUGUGUGUUAUUAGCAAACUAGGUUCAUCAUGCUGUCUAACCACAUCUAGUCAUCUGAAUAGGUAUACACGCUACAGUGCUCACCUUGUUUUUUGUUUUGUUUCUUAUUUUUAUAAAUCAACCACACUACCCUCAUAAUCUGUGUGUCCAUAAAUCCGCAUUGGUUAAUCCAGUUAUAGACCACAUACUACAUUGUAAAAGCAUAUCCAUUUCCACUUGAGAUCCGCCCUACAGCAGUGAGUGUAAGGAAUAGAACUUAUUUUACCUUAGGUGUAGCGUUAAAUCUAUAAAAUCUGAGUAGUUGCUAUGGGUAACCUCUCCACUUCUAAAAACACGCACUUUGGUAAAUAGACCCCUAAUUGUCUUGUUGGUUUUUUUUGUUGUUUUUUUUUCCCCUUUUGAGGUUUUGAAAAAACUGCAGUUACACAUCCAGAAAUGUCUCCAUUCAUUAAUGAAAGCAUAAUCCCUUUUUCCAAGAAUUGUUGACCGCAUUUCAGACCGCAUUGGCGGGUCGCGCCCAGGAUUUGUACACGGGUCCUUCCCAGGUACGACCCGACUGGAACCCCUCUCAGGCUGGUGGCCCGACCAGGCUUAUUGGUGAGUUGGUGAUGCCACCGCCCACGCUUCCCGAGGUGGAGUUUGGAGGUGAGAUGAUCUCCAAGUGUCACCUCUUCCUAUGCAUUGAACAGGUGCCAGGUUUUAUCGACCUGGAUUACCUGUUCACACUGCAUCGCGAGCCAAGUUGAACCCGUGUUCGACCUGGGUUAUUUCAACUGGCCCCUUUCAGACUGGGUUGUGGCAGGUUCAUGUGUAGAAGCCCGUGUUAUUGCUGGCAGUCUGAAAGGGGUAUAUGUGGACUACACAUUGAAUUCGCUUUUUUUUUUCUUUUCUUUUUUUUAAGUUCCUUUACACAUAGUAGGGAAGUUUUCCUUGUCUCCAGUCUUCCAGACUUUUUGUAUGUCGUUUUUCUUACAUGUUGUAAACAUUUAUAAAGUUGUAGCUGCUAUGUAGAAUUUGUUUCUACUUAAAUUGUUUUUAAAACGCAACUUUCUUCAUUUGAAUUUUACUAACAAUACUUAAGGUAUCAACAAAUAUAUUAGUGAAACAAAAUAUUUAUUAACUGACUUUAAAUCCAUCUUUUGAGAUAUAAAAAACACUUAGCAGUUAUUAUUGAUGAGUAUACGCUCACAUCAGACCUUUUGAUACUUAAGUACUAUUUUUAAGCAUUUUAUUUUUAUUGUACUCUGCUAAAUAUAAUGUGCUUAUAGAUUUGUAAUACGUGGCUUAUGUUUCUGUAUUUUAUACUUUGAACUGUAUGUAUAAGCAUAAAUAUUUGUUAAAUGCUGCUUUUCAGGGAUAUGUAAGAUUUUUAAAUCAACCAAAAAAGAUAAAUCUUCUGUUUGUGGAAAAAGAAAAAAUUUGGACAGAAGCAUUAGAUUGUAUAAUCCAUUUCAGAACAGUGAUCUUUAACAUAUUCGUUUUAUCUGCAAUAAUUCAUUUGGAGGCUAGAAGAACAUAAUAAAAUGUGAACUUUUAUACAUAUAUAUAUAAAUAUAUAAAAUACUUGCGCUUCUGGUAAGUGUUAGAAUGUAAUUUUCAGGUUUUUUUUAGUUUUCCAAUUUUUAUAAUUUUUGCUAUAGUGAACUAUGUUUUUAUGACACAUGAUUUGUUAUUGCAAAUUGUGGGUGCUUGCUGUGUUUGCUGUUAAGCAAUGUUGAUUGACAUUGUGAAAUAAAUUUUUAUUAAAUGAUUUCAA